Molecule: messenger RNA, 3283 nt
Organism: Alosa sapidissima (American shad)
Lineage: Eukaryota; Metazoa; Chordata; Actinopteri; Clupeiformes; Clupeidae
Product: histone deacetylase 9-B
Exons: 13
Coding region: 796-2811 (671 amino acids)
Biological process (GO): chromatin organization
Cellular component (GO): histone deacetylase complex
Molecular function (GO): histone deacetylase activity
Source: RefSeq, a predicted model, not a curated record
CGAGAGAGAGAGAGAGUGAGAGAGAGAGAGAGAAGACAGAAAUGAUUCACAGAAGAAGAGACAGACUCUGGCUAUAGAAGUGGAGAGUGGCGGAUGAGAGAUAAACAGAGAGAAUAAGAGAAAGAAAGAGAGAAAGAAAGAGAGAGAGAGAGCAGGAGGGGACAAGGACAGUGAUAAACUACUGCAUUCAUAAAACAGUUGAGAACGUGGAGGAAUAUUGAAACAGAACGACAGAGAGAGAGAGAGAGAGAGAGAGAGAGAGAGCAUAAAACUAUCACAUUCACAAAAGGGGCUGAGAGUGAGAGACCUAUCUGAGAGAGAAAGAGAGAGAGAGGGAUGCAGAGGAAAGAAGAGGGAGUGCUCCUUAUCUUGUCACUCGGGGGAGACCACUGAGAGUUACAGAGAGAGAGGGAGAGAGAGAGAGAGAGAGAGAGAGGGAGCGAGAAAAGAGAGAAGGAGAGAGAGCUCUCUGCUUCUCACAUGGUUGCACAGCAGGCAUUUCCUCUCGUCUUAAGCUGCGCACAACUCUACGGGGAUCUACGACAAGCGAAAAUAAAACUUGGAUACAUCGUCCUCCGAUCAGUCUUGGAAACGAACCACGCGUUGUGGAUCGCGUUUCUGUGUACUUGUGCAAGUGCGAGUGAGAGAUAGACAGAUAGACAGUCAGAGAGAGAGAAGGAGAGAAGGAGAGACCAAGAGAAGGAUAAGAGAGGAGUGGGAGAGCCUUGACGAGUCAACGUUGCCGGUUGGACUUGUCGGCGUGUAGGCGGAGGGUGAGCGGACGCCCGGAGAAGCAUGCUGCAGACCAUUUACGAGAGCGAGUCGCGUAUCCCUUCUGACUGGCUACGAAAAAUCUUGGAUGCACACACCAUGCCUAGUAGUGUCAUCGGCUCAGGCGUGAGUGCGGAGCUCUUAGCCGCGGCGGCCGCGGUGAGCAGCAGCAGCAGCAGCGGCGGUGGCGUCGCCCUCGGUGCCGUCGGCACGGGCAGCACGGCCGGCACCAACGGCAACGGCAACGGCAACGGCGGCGGGAGCAGCAGCGGCGGCAGCAGCAGAGGAGGAGGAGGAGGAGGCGGCUGGGAGCGCGAGCCCGAGGAGUGGGAGCAGGAGCUCCAGCGCGAGCUGCUCCUCAUCCAGCGGCAGCAGUACAUCCAGAAGCAGCUGCUCAUCUCAGAGUUCCACAAGCAGCACCAGAACCUGCUGAGGCAGCACCAGGCCCAGCUACAGGAGCACAUCAAGCUGCAACAGGCUCUUCUGACGCUGCGCCAGCAGCAGGAGUUGCUGGCGGAGGAGCGUCGGCAGGAGGCCGAGGAGGAGGAGCGUGAGAGGGAGGAGAAGCUGGAGGAGGAACGCGAGCAGGAGCUCCAGAUGAUGGAGCAGCAGCACCAGCACCAACAGCACCAUCAGCACCAACACCACCAACAGCAGCAGCAGCAUCUCCUCCAUCAGCACAGGAAGAAGGAGCGCAGCAGAGAGAGUGCCAUGGCCAGCACGGAGGUCAGACAGAAACUUCACGACUUCCUGUUGAACAAAUCGGCGAAGGAACUCUCGCCCAACUGCACUGGUCACCCCUCCGCCCACCGACCCAAGAUCUGGUACAUGCCUGUGGUUGCCUGGUCGGCAGCCUCUGAGCCCAACCUGAAAGUCCGCUCCAGACUGAAGCAGAAGGUGGCGGAACGUCGGAGUGGUCCGAUCCCAAGGAGGCGGGACGGGAGUGUACUGGUCACCCCGCACAAGAUGCGCACCCUCGAGCUCAACGACUCCUCGGCCAAUGACAGCUCUCCAGGCUCCGGACCCAGCUCUCCUAUUGGCUACUGUGGCGUGGACAACGCGACGUCAUACCGACCCAGCGCGGUCCAGAUAGAGCGAUGCCUCUCCCAGACGGGCAUCCUGAACGCCGAGGGCUCCAUGGCGCUGCUGAACCUCUACACGUCCCCCUCACUGCCCAACCUGACCCUGAGCCUCUUCCAUCCACUCCAUGUGUGUGUGUGUGCUGCCACAGCUCUGAAGGGGAGAGCGGCAGAGGGCAUGUCCCGCCAUUCCCUGGGCGCCGUGCCACCCGUCUCCCUGGAAACCAAGGUCAACAACAGCCACCAGGCACUGCUGCAGCACCUCCUCCUGAAGGACCAGAUCAGGCAGCAGAAGAUCCUCUCACCUGUCGCCGGCAGUGUGCCCGUCAUGCCCUUGUCUCCCCUGGCGAUGAAGGAGCGACCCGCGUCCAGCUCGCGGCCCAAGCUGCCACGCCACCACCGGCCUCUGAACCGGACCCAGUCGGCGCCGCUGCCCCAGAGCACGCUGGCCCAGCUCGUCCUCCAGCAGCAGCACCAGAACUUCGUGGAGAAGCAGAAGCAAUACCAGCAGCAGGUCCACCUCAACCAGAUUCUGUCGCAGUCCAUCGAGCACCUCCGACACCCCAGCGCUCACCUGCAGGAGGAGGACGAGGAGAGCAGCCUGCAGGAGCCCAGGGCUGAGUGCGCCACACUGCCCUCUGGUGGCGUCAUCCGGCACCACAGCCUGAGCAGCCGCAGCAGCAGCAGCAGCACCAGCUCCUCGUCCACGGGUAACGGUGGCGGCGGAAGCAGCCGGACCAGCAUGGACAUCGAGCCCAGCGAGGCCCAGAUCGCCGCCGCGGCCGCCAUCACCACCGCCAUCGUCGCCGUCAAGGUGAAGGAGGAGCCGUACUCCGACACGGAGGAGCAGAUGGAGGAGGGCAGGGAGAGCGUGGGGCAGAGAGAGGGAGUGGACGCGGAGGUCAGGGGUCAACUGAGCGAGGUGAAGACGGAAGACACGUCGGCCAUGACCGAGGACUGAAUGUAGGGAGACGGAGAAAUGGAGAGAGGAGAGAGUGGAGAGAGAAAGAGAGAGAUGGAUGGAUGGAUGGAUGGAUGGAUGGAUGGAUGAACGAUGGCAGGAUAAAACAACUCAGUCCUGCGUUUUGUGUCUGUUUUCCUUUUCUCUUUCAUGUGUUCCCCUGGACUUUCUCUAUCCUCCCCUCCCUCCCUCCCUCCAUCCCUCUCUCCUCCUCCGCUCCGUGAACCUCUCCUUUCACUCUUCCUCUGGCGCUCUGAUCUCGACCUCAGCGCCGUCGUUACUUUGACACGAGGGCCGAUGGACGCCUCUUGUCAACACACACCGCUCAAGUGUGUGGACUUGUGCCGUUGUGUGACUCUGUAACUGUGAUCCCUCUUUUUUCUCUGUUGUGUGUUGUCUCUCCAUGUGUGUGUAUGGGUAUGUGUGUGUGUGUGUGUGCCAUCAUACAUGUGAAUGUGUGUGUGUGUGUGUG